UAUGGAUCAUGGUUUGAGCACAUCCGUGCCUGGCUGUCCAUGCGAGAAUGUGACAACUUCUUGUUACUGUACUAUGAAGACAUGAAAAAGGAUACAAUGGGAGCCAUAAAGAAGAUAUGUGACUUCCUGGGGAAAAAAUUAGAGCCAGAUGAGCUGGAUUUGGUCCUCAAGUACAGUUCCUUCCAAGUCAUGAAAGAAAAUGACAUGUCCAAUUAUAGCCUCCUGAAGAAAAAAUCAAUUUUUACUGGUAUUGGCCUAAUGAGGAAAGGCACUAUUGGGGACUGGAAGAAUCACUUCACUGUAGCCCAAGCUGAAGCCUUUGAUAAAGUGUUUCAGGAGAAAAUGGCCGGUUUCCCUCCAGGGAUGUUCCCAUGGGAAUAAAAUUUCAAAAGUUUUAAAUAUUUUAUGAACAUUGAUAUUUAUGUUUCUGUUGUUCUAUUUCUGAAUAACUGAAUGUGGUCAUCGAAUAAAUCAUGUUCUGGUAUUGUGAAAGUGA
Rattus rattus (black rat) is the source of this 496-nucleotide messenger RNA. RefSeq names its product bile salt sulfotransferase. Gene Ontology annotation, biological process: sulfation. Gene Ontology annotation, molecular function: sulfotransferase activity. The record is from RefSeq and is a predicted model, not a curated record. Gene Ontology annotation, cellular component: cytoplasm. The transcript is spliced from 3 exons. Lineage: Eukaryota; Metazoa; Chordata; Mammalia; Rodentia; Muridae. Bases 40 to 381 code for a protein of 113 amino acids.